Messenger RNA from Dendronephthya gigantea, 2005 nucleotides. RefSeq names its product mis18-binding protein 1-like. The coding region runs from base 378 to 1601 and encodes 407 amino acids. NCBI's taxonomy places the organism in Eukaryota, Metazoa, Cnidaria, Anthozoa, Malacalcyonacea, Nephtheidae. The transcript is spliced from 10 exons. The record is from RefSeq and is a predicted model, not a curated record.
GGCAGAAUGACAAAUUACCAAGUGCGGUGUCUCCCAAACCUAGUAAGAACGAUCGAACGAAGAAUAAACCAAAAACAAAAGUGACUUCAAGGCCACGUAAACAACAUAGUAAAAAGAAUCUUAAACAUUCAAAAACAUCUGGAACGGAUGAUAUUCGGGAAAUUGAAGUUCAGCGAUCCAGAAGUGGCAGGUUGAUAUGCCCUGCUUUAGAUUACUGGCGAGGCCAAAGAAUUAACAGUUUUGACGGUGAAAUAUCGAUCAUAAAAUCAAAUUUAGAAGAAGACUCUAAGCUAACUUUGGUGGAGACAAGUAGAAGCAGCAGUGGUUUGCGUCAAGCUCCACUGGUAUCCUCUAGCGUACCAAGUGAAACGGAGGACAUGGACUGGGCACCAGAAGAUCCUUCAAAAACUGAUUCGACCGACAGCCGGACAAGCAAUUUGUCGAGGAAAAAGAACUCAAAAAGUGUUUCGUUUUUGAAAACCGCCUUAUUGCGGGGCGAAAGUCAGUCAGACGGAUCUAGUGUGGAUACGGAUAGUGUUGUUCGAAAACCGAAAGAAAGCACACGCCGAAAAAAACCUCUGAAGCAAAGAACUCAAUAUAUGGGCAAUUUACGAAGUGAAAAUGAAAGUGAAAAACAAACCGAAUCCGAUGCAGAUGAUUCAGUCAAUAUUUCAAGCAGUCCUGAACGAUCGAAAUCGAAAAGAACAAAAAAGGUGAGGAGAAGCCCAGAAACCCAAAGCGGCACAAACCUGACUACGAGAAGGAAAAAUAAGUUGGAAAAAAAAUAUCCUUCGAAAACCAGUACGCGGGUUGAAGAAGCAACGGAUUCUGAUAACCCGGAUGUCGUCCAGGAAAUCGACCUCGAUUCAUUUGAUGAUUCUGAACGACAAAAAAUUGUGAAAAGUUCUUCAAGGACCAUUUUUUUGAGGCCUGCAAGGGGUCGUUUUAUUGCACGCAACAAAACGAAUGGUGAAUUUGUCAAGCCUGUGAAGUCGAAAAGCGAUAGAAGAACACUAUUAAAACAGCCAAUCAAGGAGUCCCAGCAACAGAAUUCUAAGAAAUUAAAAGUUCAAACAGGAAAGUUGGCAUCCAAAACAGGGACAUUAGCUCGGAAACGGGAGUUGCGAGAUAUGUUGGAACAACAAGAUGAAGGAUAUGAAGAUGACGCCUUCGAAGGAACGCCGUUUAGAAGCCAUAAGCAUAGCAGAAUGCACGAAGUGUCCCCAAUUAGAAUUGACCACUCAGAUGAUGUUUUUGACGAGACCUCUGACAGUGAUAUUAAAACGCCAAGCAGCAGAACGCCAACGAAUCGGCUUCGGCCAGCUGGACCGUUAUCCACCGUCAGGUCUGACGUUGACAAUAUGACUCCUGGCUUGUUGAACACCGUUAAUAGGGAUAAUGUUGAUCGUUACGUUAAUCAGUUAAAGAGACAAAAACUACGUAAUAAGCAUAAAAAGGUAGACGUCUCGCGAACACCAUUGACGAAAAAAUCAGUCAACGAUAAUAUGACGGAGGGUGUGGAGUACAGUUUUAAUAUUCAUAAGUUGACCACAAUUGAAGACGAGGAGGACAAAGAUUUCUAUUGGUCUGAUAAUGAGUGAAUGGAAAAGAGAUGGACCGGUAGUAAUUUUAGAUCUAUUUAGACAGGAGGGGGAUAAGUCGCGAUGUGUGAGAUGUGUCUUCGCGAAUAUAUUUUUUUGCUCGUGCAUGAAUGAGUCUUGGAAAAUUGAAUAACUGCUUUUAGGAACAAACAUUUCUGGGCGAAAAAAUGAUCGAGCAGUUGACUCGUGUUAAAAAUUAAUUCCUUCACUUUAGUUUCAAAAUGCAGCAAAAAAUCGGUUUUCGGUGGCAAAUCGCGAUUUACUCUUUUAACCUGCAAACAUGCAUGCUCUUAUAAUUACAAGAGUCGAUUGCGUCUAGAAACGAAAUCUUACAGGGGCAUGCAGCAAUUUUAAAAAAACGCACACAAUAUCGAAUGUACGCACAUAUAAUUUUCUUGCCACCA